AUGAAUCAUCUGUCGUUCUUUAGAAGCUGGGUGGCCUUUACUUUCAUAAUUAUACGACAGCAAGCUCAGGCCAUGGCAAUUUUGUAUCCGUUCUGGCCCAACGACACCAAAACUCCCAAAGUGGAUGAUGGCAGUUCCACAGAGAUCAAGCUUUCCUUCCCAUUCAUCUUCUUCGGAGUCCCAUACAGGACCAUUUUUGUCAACAACAAUGGUGUCGUUUCCUUUAAUGUGCUGGUCAGCCAGUUCACGCCAGAAUCUUUCCCCCUGGCUGACGGCCGGGCUUUCAUUGCCCCUUUCUGGGCUGAUGUCCAUAACGGCAUCCGAGGUGAAAUCUAUUACCGAGAGAGCGCAGAUCCUACUCUCCUAAAGAAAGUUUCCAAAGAUAUCCAGAAAUAUUUCAAGAACCUGCCGUCCUUCUCUGCUGUGGCGGUUUUUAUUGCUACCUGGGAAGAGGUAACCUUCUACGGAGGCAGCAGCACAACCCCGGUGAACACCUUCCAGGCUCUCCUGAUCUCAGAUGGAACAUCCUCAUUUGCCAUGUUCAACUAUGAGGAAAUCAACUGGACCACUGGCACUGCAAGUGGAGGAGAUCCUCUGACAGGCCUUGGUGGUGUGAUGGCGCAGGCUGGCUUCAACGGUGGAAAUAGCACCAACUUCUUUAGCAUACCUGGUUCUAGAACCCCAGCUAUAGUCAACAUAGAAGACACAACCAAUGUCAAUGUGCCGGGCCGCUGGGUGUUCAAAAUUGAUGGGAGAGAAAUAGAUCCAGCCAAUGGGUGCAGUUUUAGAGGCCAGUUUCUCCGUCAGGGAGAGAUAUUCUGGGAAAGCACAAACUGCUCCACCAAGUGUCGUUGCCUGGAUUUCAACAAUGAGAUAUUCUGCCAGGAAGCGUCCUGUGGCCCCUACGAACUAUGUGAGCCAAAGGAUAAGUUCUACCAGUGUGUGCCAGUGGAAAGCAGCACUUGUGUCGUGUUUGGGGAUCCCCAUUACCACACUUUCGAUGGCUUCCUCUUCCACUUCCAGGGGUCCUGCUCCUACCUCCUUGCCAGGCAGUGCUGGCCGGGAUCCAGCCUCCCUUUCUUCAGUGUGGAAGCCAAGAAUGAGAAUCGAGGCGCCUCUUCUGUUUCCUGGCUGAAGGAUAUCUCCAUUGAAGUUUAUUCGCACAAGAUUAUCAUCCCCAAGGGCAGUUUCGGGAAAAUUAUGAUAGAUGACUUGGUCAUGUCUCUCCCUGUCUUCCUGGAAUUGGGAGCAAUAAAAAUCUAUCAGAGUGGUUUGUCGACAGCAGUAGAAACCGACUUUGGCCUUUUAGUGACCUACGAUGGAGAUCAUUAUGCUGCUAUUUCUGUCCCAGGCUCCUAUAUCAAUGCCACGUGUGGACUCUGUGGGAACUAUAACAAGAAUCCUGAGGACGAUGCGAUGCGCUCCGAUGGGAAACAAGCCACAUCAGUGCUGGAUCUGGGGGAGAGCUGGCGAGUCUAUCACCCCGAAUGGAAAUGUUCUCCAGGCUGCUUAGACAACUGCAGCCUUUGCGAUGCAGCAAUGGAGUCUCUCUAUUUUGGCUCUGAGCACUGUGGCUUUAUCAACAAAACUGAAGGCCCCCUGUGGGAAUGUGGUGCCGUCGUUGACCCCACAGCAUUUGUCCACAGCUGCGUUUAUGACUUGUGUAGCAUCCGAGAUAAUGGUACGGGAGGCCUCUGCCAAGGUAUUCAAGCUUACGCCUUGGUUUGCCAAGCCCUUGGGAUCCCCAUCGGAGACUGGAGAGUGCAGGCAGGAUGUGCUACCACUGUGCAGUGUCCGGAAUUCAGCCACUACGCUAUAUGUACCAGCAGCUGCCCGGCCACCUGCUCUGACCUCACUGCCCCCUUGGCCUGCACCUCCCCUUGCACCGAGGGCUGCGAGUGUAACGAGGGCUAUGUUUUCAGCACGGAUCUGUGUGUUCCAUUCCACCAGUGUGGCUGUGAUGUGGAUGGCCGGUACCAUGCCAUAGGGGAAUCGUUCUGGGCCACUGUGGACUGCACGAUGCAGUGCUGGUGCGAGGACGGGGGCGAGGUCACCUGCUUCAACUCCACCUGCCAAGAGGGAGAAGUGUGUGCUGUGGAAAAUGGCUACCAAGGCUGCUAUCCCAAGCGGGAGACUUUGUGUCUGGUAUCUCAGGAUCAGGUGCUGCAGACGUUCGACGGUGCUGCGUUCGUUUACCCCCCGGACAACUCCUACACACUGGUCAAAACCUGCCCAGACAGAACCAGCUUUCUGGAAGUGGACAUCAGCAAAAAGAAGCCAGAAUCAAGCCCUGACUGGCUUCGGAGCCUGAGAAUCCAGAUUGCCAGCCAGGAGGUCAAGAUAAGUGGCAUAGACAACUCUGAGAUCAAGGUGAAUGGAUAUGAAAUGGAGCUUCCAUAUUUCCAUCCUUCUGGCCAACUGGAAAUCUACCGGAGCAAAAAUGGAACCGUUGUUGAGUCGGAAGGGCUCAUCCAUAUCCUGUACUUGGACUCCGGCAUGUUGCAGAUACGCCUGUCUACUAUCUAUUUCAACUGCACUGGGGGACUCUGCGGCUAUUUCAAUGGGAACAGCAGUGACGAAUUCUGCUUCCCUAAUGGGAAAUGCACAGACAACCUGGUAGUUUUUCUGGACAGCUGGACAACCUUCAAUGAGAUUUGCAAUGGGGAGUGCGGCGACCUGCUCAAGGCCUGCAACAAUGAUUCAGAGUUACUGAAGGACUACCGGAGCCGCUCAAAAUGUGGCAUCAUCAAUGAUCCCACCAACAGCUCUUUCCUGGAGUGCCACUCGGUGGUGAACGUGUCCGCCUACUACCGGACUUGCCUCUUCCGCUUGUGCCAGAGUGGAGGAAACCAGUCGGAGCUCUGUGACUCCGUGGCUCGUUAUGCCAGUGCCUGUAAGAACGCAGAAGUGGAUGUUGGCCCAUGGAGAAGCUUCAACUUUUGCCCUCUCACCUGCCCUGAGAACAGCCACUUUGAGGAGUGCAUGUCCUGUUCGGAGUCCUGCGAAAGCCUGGGGACAGGGCCUGUGUGCAUAGACAGGUGCACAGAGGGCUGCCAGUGUGACGACGGCUUUGCCCUCCGUGGCACCCGCUGCAUUCCCAGGAGCGAAUGUGGCUGCAGCUUUGAGGGUCACCAGCUCUUCACCAACCAGUCCUUCUGGAUGGAUAUCGACUGCCAGUACUUCUGCUACUGCAACGGCUCUGACAACAGCGUCCACUGUGAGAACAGCCCCUGUAAAGAGGAUGAGUACUGCCUGGAGGAGAGUGGCCUCUAUUACUGCCAAGCCCGCACCGAUGCCUCUUGCAUCAUCUCUGGCUAUGGCCAUUACUUGACCUUCGAUGGGUUUGCUUUUGAUUUCCAGAGCAGCUGCCCCUUGGUCCUUUGCACAACCAUAUCCCGGCUGAGGUCUGAGAGGUCAGACAUGUUCCCCGAGUUUACGGUCACUGCCAAGAAUGAGGAUCGGGACCCUUCUCUGGCCUUGUGGGUGAAGCAGGUGGAAGUAGCAGUCUUCAGUUACAACAUUGUCAUCUACCGAGCCUACAAACACACCGUGCUGAUUAACAACGAACGUCUUUACCUGCCCUUAAAGCUGGGCCAAGGGAAAGUGAACAUCUUUGCUUUUGGCUUCCACAUUGUUGUGGAGACCGACUUUGGACUGAAGGUGGUGUAUGACUGGAAGACCUUUCUUUCUGUCACCGUUCCACGGAGCCUUCAGAACAACACCUACGGUCUCUGUGGGAGAUAUAACGGGAACCCCUACGAUGACCUCCAGACCUCUGGUGGCCUUGUAGUCUCCAGCAUUAAUGAGUUUGGCCACAGCUGGGCCAAGAGGGACCCCUUCUGUCAGGUAGGCUGCGGUGACCGAUGCCCAGCCUGCCGUAAGGUGGAAGGCUUCUGGAAGCCCCAACAGCUGUGCAGUUUGAUCCCCAGCAAGAGUGGCGUCUUCUCCAGGUGCCACAGUAAGGUCAACCCCGCCUUCUUCUACAAGAACUGCUUGUUUGACACCUGCAUUGAUGGUGGAGCUGUGCAAACCGCUUGCAGCUGGCUGCAGAAUUAUGCUAGCACCUGCCAAACCCAGGGGAUUGCUGUGACUGGCUGGAGGAACUUCACCUUGUGCUUGGUCAGCUGCCCUCCGAAUAGCCACUACGAGAGUUGUGUGAGCGUCUGCCAGCCACGCUGUGCUGCCAUCCGCCUGAAAAGUGACUGCAACCAUUACUGCGUAGAAGGAUGCCAGUGCGAUCCAGGCUAUGUCCUCAAUGGCAAGAGCUGCAUCCUUCCUCACAACUGCGGCUGCUAUUCUGAUGGCAAAUAUUACGAGCCCAAGCAGCUCUUCUGGAACAGUGACUGCACCCGCCGCUGCCGCUGUUUCCGCCGCAACCUCAUUCAGUGCGAUCCACGGCAGUGCAAGUCAGACGAGGAGUGUGCACUCCGGAAUGGAGUCCGCGGCUGCUUUAGCAUGAAGAGUUCCUACUGCAUUGCCGCGGGUGGAGGGGUGUUCCGCACCUUUGAUGGCGCCUUCCUCCGCUUCCCUGCCAACUGUGCCUUUGUCCUGUCCACCAUCUGCCAGAAACUCCCUGAUGUUUCCUUCCAGCUCAUCAUCAAUUUUGAUAAGUGGUCUUCCCCAAACCUGACUGUCAUCUCGCCUGUUUACUUCUAUAUUAAUGAGGAGCAGAUUCUUAUCAAUGAUCGUAAUACCGUCAAGGUGAAUGGGACACGAGUGAAUGUCCCUUUUGUGACUGGUUUGUCAACCAAAAUCUACAGCAUGGAGGGUUUCCUAGUCAUUGACACGAGUCCAGAUAUCCAGAUCCACUACAACGGCUUCAAUGUCAUCAAAAUUGCCAUCAGUGAACGCCUGCAAAAUAAAGUCUGUGGCCUUUGUGGGAAUUUCAAUGGAGAUCGCACAGAUGAUUACGUCACCCUGCGAGGGAAGCCAGUUGUGAGCAGUGUGUUCCUGGCACAGAGUUGGAAAACCAAUGGCAUGCAGAAGAGGGUUCUGCAGUCUUGUCAUUUUUGCCUUUCCAGCUGCAAUGAGCUCCAGUACUCUCAGUAUGCCGCUACCUGCGACAACGUGCAGAUUCAGGUCCUGCAGGGCGACAGCUACUGUCUCAAACUUACUGACAUGAAAGGCUUCUUCCAGCCUUGUUACGGCCUGCUGGACCCAGUUCCCUUCUACGAAUCAUGUUUCCUUGACGGCUGCUACAACCAGAAGAAGUACCAGCUUUGUGGCUCUCUGGCAGCCUAUGGGGAGGCCUGCCGUUCCUUUGGAAUUCUCAGCACGGAGUGGAUUGAAAAGGAAAAUUGCUCAGGAGUGGUUGAAGAUCCCUGUGUGGGGGCGGAUUGUCCCAACAGAACUUGUGAGGUGGACAACGGAGGAGAGCUCUGUGGCUGCAUUGAACCUCCGCCCUAUGGAAACAACACACAUGACAUCCUGGAUGCUGAGGUGACCUGCAAAGCUGCUCAGAUGGAGGUGUCCAUCUCAAAGUGCAAGCUGUUUCAGCUGGGCUUUGAAAGAGAAGGGGUGCGCAUCAAUGACCGUCACUGUCCCGGCAUUGAAGGAGAAGAUUUCAUCUCUUUUCAGAUCAAUAACACCAAGGGCAACUGUGGAAACUUAGUGCAGUCCAACAGCACCCACAUCAUGUACAAAAACACAGUCUGGAUUGAAAGUGCAAACAACACGGGAAACGUAAUCACCCGGGACCGAACCAUCAAUGUUGAAUUCUCCUGCGCUUAUGAGCUUGACAUCAAAAUUUCUUUGGAUUCUGUUGUGAGGCCCAUGCUCAGUGUGAUUAACCUGACAGUGCCUACACAAGAAGGGAGUUUUACGACCAAGAUGGCGCUGUACAAAAACUCCUCCUACAAGCAUCCCUACCGGCAGGGAGAAGUGGUGCUGACAACCCGUGAUGUGCUGUACGUUGGUGUCUUUGUCCUUGGGGCAGAUUCCACCCAUCUUAUCCUAAUGCUGAACAAAUGUUAUGCAACACCUUCCAGAGACAGCAAUGACAAGCUCAGAUACUUCAUCAUUGAAGAAGGUUGCCAGAAUAUAAAGGACAACACCAUUGGGAUUGAAGAGAAUGGAGUUUCACUGACUUGCCGCUUUCAUGUCACUGUCUUCAAGUUCAUCGGUGAUUACGAUGAGGUUCACCUCCACUGUGCUGUUUCACUUUGCGACUCAGAAAGAUACUCUUGCAAAAUAAACUGUCCUCAGAACAGCAGGAGGGCCAGUGACUAUACCAAACAGCUCAACGAGCAGAUCAUUUCUGUGGGGCCAAUCAGGAGAAAGCGUCUAGAUUGGUGUGAAGAUAAUGGAGGCUGUGAACAGAUAUGCACAAGCCAGGUGGAUGGGCCACUGUGCAGCUGUGUAACAGGGACCUUGCAGGAAGAUGGGAAGAACUGCCGAGCAACCAGCACUUCAACUGGACCUCAAGCCAGGCUGCUUCCGCUCAUUGUUACCCAGCUAUCGUUAUGGUGUAUUCUCUAUAAAUCAGUUCCAACAUAAUUAAUCCACGGCUUCUAUUUAAAGUACUGUAAUUUACUUUACCCUUUCUAAGUCCCUGUAGGAUAAGAGCAUGCAACCCUAAACCUGCGACCUGCACUGUUGUCAGUCAUCACCAUCUACGACAACACUUUGUCUGUUGCUGCACUGGAGUUGUUGGCCUGUUUUUAAUGGUCUUUACUCUAAAGAAAGCUGGAAAAAAUUAACAGGGCACCACACUCUUCUACAUGUCAGGGAUGUGACCAACAUGACGCGUAGUAAAUAGUCGAUUGUGUUACUUCCUCUUUGUAUUCAUUCUUAGAGCAAUCCCCACUCCCUUUUGCUGUUUAAAUUUUGGAGGAAACUAUUUUGUCUGCUUGAUGACUACUUGACCCUGGGAGAAAAGGAAGAUGGGUUGUAGGUAGUCAUGGAGUUGGUGUCCUGAAAUGUAUGAAUUGCUCCCUUUACACUCCAGCUUUGAAGGCUAAAUCACUGUGAUUUAGUUCAGGGUCUCACUAUGUGUUUGUGUUCUUUUUAGGCAGUUUCUGCAAGCCUUGCAUGCACAAGAGAAAUUAACUAUUGUUAAUUUCUUCAUAGAAUGACCAGCUGAAGUUCUGCAUUCACACCAGGAGGCUAAAAGGAUCAAUAGAUGGGGGAAAUCUUCAUGCAUCUUGAAAAAUGUCACCCUAGAGUGGUUGCUAUGGAAAAAGCCAUCGUUUCUGUUACAGCUACCAUAGUUGCCACUCACAAGUUCAAUUUUAUAUGAGCAAGCUUUUGUUCAUAUGAACAAGCAUUUCUGUUUUUUGAGGUCUGGGCACUCUGCUUCCUCUUCAUUUGUUUGCUCAAAUAGAUUUAAGAUGAAACAUUGGGUGACUGAUUUGUUUUCUGGCAGUGUCUUCUUUUGGAAGCCUUCUAUAAUUACACUGUAGUGCAUUCAGGCAAAAAGUUUUACUAUAGAAACAUAUCCAUCAGGGGAAGUGUCUCUUCUGCAACCUACCACCACAUUUAUCAAAAGCUCUGACACAGUGUGGACAUAUCCAUACUACAGAUUUAUCAGGCAUGCCCUCUUCCCACAGAAACCUGUGGAUUAAAAUUUAUGUGAGGGGGAAUUGUGUACGGAUCUCUAGGGGGAAAAUCUCAGCACCCCACCGAACUGCAAUUCCCAGGAUUCUUGGAGAAGUCAUGACAUUUAAAGGGGCAAGGACUGAUUACAGUUUCUAGUGUAGACAAGACCUAUGUUUCAGCCUGAGAUGCUAUCCCUUUUUAUUAUGCUCACAUUUUUCCUGAACUCAGUAAAUAGCUCACAAGGGCACUCUGGAUUGCUGCGAUGUCUCCCCGCUCCCCUUUGAUACAAACUUGGUGAACCUUCUGUCCCUUUUUAUCAUACAUUCAGCCAAAUAA
Molecule: messenger RNA, 7872 nt
Organism: Rhineura floridana
Lineage: Eukaryota; Metazoa; Chordata; Lepidosauria; Squamata; Rhineuridae
Gene: TECTA
Product: tectorin alpha
Exons: 23
Coding region: 1-6495 (2164 amino acids)
Biological process (GO): cell-matrix adhesion
Molecular function (GO): protein binding
Source: RefSeq, a predicted model, not a curated record